GUACUCCCCUUUGACCCCUCGCUCGCGUGCUACACAUCCGGGCCUCUGUUACUAGUGAGGGGAAGAUGGCGGCCGCAACUGUGGUGGUUCCCGCAGAGUGGAUAAAGAACUGGGAGAAAUCAGGGAGAAGCGAAUUUUUGCAUUUAUGCCGGAUUCUCAGUGAAAAUAAAAGCCAUGAUAGUUCUACUUAUAGAGAUUUCCAGCAAGCUCUCUAUGAGUUGUCAUACCAUGUCAUUAAAGGAAAUCUAAAGCACGAACAGGCAUCUAAUGUUCUUAAUGACAUUAGUGAAUUUCGUGAGGAUAUGCCUUCCAUUCUUGCUGAUGUAUUCUGCAUAUUAGAUAUUGAGACAAAUUGUUUAGAAGAAAAAAGCAAGAGAGACUAUUUUACACAGUUGGUAUUAGCAUGUUUGUAUUUAGUUUCAGACACAGUUCUAAAGGAACGCUUGGAUCCAGAAACAUUGGAAUCAUUAGGGCUUAUCAAACAAUCACAGCAAUUCAAUCAAAAGUCUGUUAAAAUCAAGACAAAACUUUUUUAUAAGCAACAAAAAUUCAAUUUGUUAAGAGAAGAAAAUGAAGGUUAUGCCAAGCUGAUUGCUGAAUUGGGGCAAGAUUUAUCUGGAAAUAUUACUAGUGAUUUAAUCUUAGAAAAUAUCAAAUCUUUAAUAGGAUGCUUUAAUCUGGAUCCCAAUAGAGUUUUGGAUGUCAUUUUAGAAGUGUUUGAAUGCAGGCCCGAACAUGAUGACUUCUUUAUAUCUUUAUUAGAAUCUUACAUGAGUAUGUGUGAACCGCAAACACUGUGUCAUAUUCUUGGGUUCAAAUUCAAGUUUUACCAGGAACCAAAUGGGGAGACUCCAUCAUCUUUAUACAGAGUUGCAGCAGUACUUCUGCAAUUUAAUCUUAUUGAUUUAGAUGAUCUUUAUGUACAUCUUCUUCCAGCUGAUAAUUGCAUUAUGGAUGAACACAAACGAGAAAUUGUGGAAGCUAAGCAAAUCGUUAGAAAACUUACGAUGGUUGUGUUGUCUUCUGAAAAAAUUGAUGAGCGAGAGAAAGAAAAGGAAAAAGAAGAGGACAAAGUAGAUAAGCCACCUGACAACCAAAAACUUGGUUUGUUGGAAGCCUUAUUAAAGAUUGGCGAUUGGCAGCAUGCACAGAACAUUAUGGAUCAGAUGCCUCCGUACUAUGCAGCUUCACAUAAACUAAUAGCCCUUGCUAUUUGCAAGCUAAUCCAUAUCACUAUUGAGCCUCUUUACAGAAGAGUUGGCGUUCCUAAAGGUGCUAAAGGCUCACCUGUUAAUGCUUUGCAAAACAAGAAAGCACCAAAGCAGGCAGAAACUUUUGAAGAUUUGAGGAGAGAUGUAUUCAAUAUGUUCUGUUACCUCGGUCCCCACCUUUCUCACGAUCCCAUUUUAUUUGCAAAAGUGGUGCGCAUAGGCAAGUCAUUUAUGAAGGAGUUUCAGUCUGAUGGAAGCAAACAAGAAGAUAAAGAGAAAACGGAAGUUAUCCUUAGCUGUUUGCUUAGCAUUACUGACCAGGUACUACUUCCAUCUCUUUCUUUGAUGGACUGCAAUGCUUGUAUGUCUGAGGAACUAUGGGGGAUGUUUAAAACAUUUCCCUAUCAGCAUAGAUAUCAUCUGUAUGGCCAGUGGAAGAAUGAAACUUAUAACAGUCACCCACUUUUAGUAAAAGUUAAAGCUCAAACAAUAGACAGAGCCAAAUAUAUCAUGAAGCGUUUAACCAAGGAAAAUGUGAAGCCUUCUGGAAGACAAAUUGGGAAGUUGAGCCACAGCAAUCCAACCAUUUUGUUUGAUUAUAUCUUGUCACAAAUACAGAAAUAUGAUAAUUUAAUAACACCUGUAGUUGAUUCAUUGAAAUACCUCACGUCACUGAAUUAUGAUGUCUUGGCCUAUUGUAUCAUUGAAGCUUUGGCUAAUCCAGAAAAGGAGAGAAUGAAACAUGAUGACACAACCAUCUCAAGCUGGCUUCAGAGUCUGGCUAGUUUCUGUGGUGCGGUUUUUCGUAAAUAUCCAAUUGAUCUUGCUGGUCUCCUUCAGUAUGUGGCCAAUCAACUCAAAGCAGGCAAAAGUUUUGACCUGCUUAUAUUAAAAGAAGUGGUACAAAAAAUGGCAGGAAUAGAAAUUACAGAGGAAAUGACAAUGGAGCAACUAGAAGCCAUGACUGGUGGGGAGCAGCUAAAAGCUGAGGGUGGUUAUUUUGGCCAGAUUAGAAACACUAAAAAAUCCUCUCAGAGAUUAAAGGAUGCAUUAUUGGACCAUGAUCUUGCUCUUCCUCUCUGUUUGCUUAUGGCUCAGCAGAGGAAUGGGGUAAUCUUCCAGGAAGGCGGAGAGAAACAUUUGAAACUUGUGGGAAAGCUCUAUGACCAGUGUCAUGAUACCCUGGUACAAUUUGGUGGGUUUUUAGCAUCAAAUCUAAGCACAGAAGAUUAUAUAAAGCGAGUGCCUUCAAUUGAUGUGCUCUGUAAUGAAUUCCAUACACCCCAUGAUGCAGCAUUUUUUCUGUCUAGGCCAAUGUAUGCGCAUCAUAUUUCGUCAAAAUAUGAUGAACUUAAAAAAUCAGAAAAGGGAAGUAAACAGCAGCAUAAAGUUCAUAAGUACAUUACGUCAUGUGAGAUGGUGAUGGCUCCUGUCCAUGAAGCAGUGGUCUCCUUACAUGUUUCCAAAGUCUGGGAUGACAUCAGCCCACAAUUCUAUGCCACAUUCUGGUCAUUGACAAUGUAUGACCUUGCUGUUCCACAUACCAGCUAUGAACGAGAAGUCAAUAAGCUAAAAGUCCAGAUGAAAGCAAUUGAUGACAAUCAGGAAAUGCCUCCAAAUAAAAAGAAAAAAGAGAAGGAGCGUUGUACUGCUCUUCAGGACAAACUUCUUGAAGAAGAAAAGAAACAGAUGGAACAUGUACAGAGAGUUCUACAGAGACUGAAAUUGGAAAAGGACAACUGGCUUUUAGCAAAAUCUACCAAAAAUGAGACCAUCACAAAAUUUCUACAGCUGUGUAUAUUUCCUCGAUGUAUUUUUUCAGCAAUUGAUGCUGUUUACUGUGCUCGUUUUGUUGAAUUGGUACAUCAACAGAAAACUCCAAAUUUUUCCACACUUCUUUGCUAUGAUCGAGUUUUCUCUGACAUCAUUUACACAGUUGCAAGCUGUACUGAAAAUGAAGCUAGUCGAUAUGGGAGAUUUCUUUGCUGCAUGUUAGAGACUGUGACCAGGUGGCAUAGUGAUAGAGCCACAUAUGAAAAGGAAUGUGGAAACUACCCAGGAUUCCUUACCAUAUUACGGGCAACUGGAUUUGAUGGUGGGAAUAAAGCUGAUCAAUUAGAUUAUGAAAAUUUUCGGCAUGUUGUACAUAAAUGGCAUUACAAACUAACCAAGGCAUCGGUACAUUGCCUUGAAACGGGCGAAUAUACUCACAUCAGGAAUAUCUUGAUUGUGCUAACAAAAAUACUUCCUUGGUAUCCAAAAGUUUUGAAUCUGGGUCAGGCUUUGGAAAGAAGAGUGCAUAAAAUCUGCCAAGAAGAAAAAGAGAAGAGGCCAGAUCUAUAUGCAUUGGCUAUGGGCUACUCUGGGCAGUUGAAAAGUAAAAAGUCAUACAUGAUACCUGAAAAUGAGUUUCAUCACAAAGACCCCCCUCCGAGGAAUGCUGUGGCCAGUGUACAAAAUGGGCCUGGUGGUGGGCCUUCUUCAUCAUCGAUAGGAAGUGCAUCUAAAUCAGAUGAAAGCAGUACUGAGGAGACUGAUAAAUCAAGGGAGAGAUCUCAGUGUGGUGUGAAAGCUGUUAAUAAAGCUUCUAGUGCCACACCAAAAGGGAAUUCAAGCAAUGGAAAUAGUGGCUCAAACAGCAGCAAAGCUGUUAAAGAAAAUGACAAAGAAAAAGGGAAAGACAAAGAAAAAGAGAAAAAAGAAAAGACUCCAGCUACUACUCCAGAGGCCAGGGUACUUGGUAAAGAUGGUAAAGAAAAACCAAAGGAAGAGCGGCCAAAUAAAGAUGAAAAAGCAAGAGAGACCAAGGAAAGAACGCCUAAGUCUGACAAAGAAAAAGAAAAAUUCAAGAAGGAAGAAAAAACUAAAGAUGAGAAAUUCAAGACGACUGUUCCCAUCGUAGAAUCAAAAUCAACUCAAGAAAGGGAAAGAGAGAAGGAGCCAUCCAGAGAAAGAGAUAUAGCAAAGGAAAUGAAAUCAAAGGAAAAUGUUAAAGGAGGAGAAAAAACAACAGUUUCUGGGUCCUUGAAGUCACCUGUUCCCCGAUCAGAUAUUGCAGAGCCUGAAAGGGAACAAAAACGCCGCAAAAUUGAUACCCACCCUUCUCCGUCACAUUCCUCCACAGUAAAGGUUACAGCCAUACUUCCCAAAGUUCCUCUGGGUUCUGAGAACUAUGCCAGCUCACCUGUCAUCUCCAUUCAUUUUCUACAGGACAGUCUCAUCGAACUCAAGGAGUCUUCCGCAAAGCUCUACAUUAAUCAUACUCCUCCACCACUGUCCAAGAGUAAGGAGAGAGAAAUGGACAAGAAAGAUUUGGACAAGUCAAGGGAAAGAUCCAGAGAAAGAGAGAAAAAAGAUGAAAAGGACAGGAAAGAGCGGAAAAGGGAUCACUCAAACAAUGACCGGGAAGUGCCACCAGACUUAACCAAGAGGCGGAAAGAGGAAAAUGGAACAAUGGGGGUUUCAAAACACAAAAGUGAAAGCCCAUGUGAGUCUCCUUAUCCAAAUGAGAAAGACAAGGAAAAAAAUAAGUCAAAAUCUUCAGGCAAAGAAAAAGGCGGUGGUGAUUCAUUUAAAUCUGAGAAGAUGGAUAAAAUCUCUUCUGGUGGCAAGAAGGAAUCCAGGCAUGAUAAAGAAAAGAUAGAAAAGAAAGAGAAAAGGGACAGUUCUGGAGGAAAGGAAGAGAAGAAACAUCAUAAGUCCUCGGACAAGCACAGAUAAUGAAGACUUUCAGCCAAGGGUAUGGACAGACCCCUAAGCUGAAGGUCUCCCAGAGGAGGAUGCCAAAGCUCCAUGCGUCACUCUAAGAACGAUCUCUCCCAUAAUUAAGAGCUUCUGGUGCUGUCCAUUUAAUGGGAAUCUGCUUUAAGUCAGAAGAUGAAUAUACACCAAUAUCCUCUUGAUGAGACAUUCCAAAGUCACUGAUUUUCAGAACAUUAUUUUCACCUCCAGGCAGUUUCUUGCAGCAAGGUCCCUGUGCAUACAAUUUUUACUCGAGAUACGCCAUCCAGAAGCAGCAUCUAAUGAAAAUUUCACUAACUAACUGAGUUUUAGUUCAUCCUUCUUUCUCAGAAAGGAGAGGAAACCACGUCCUGGAACCAGUUCCUUAAAGAUGUAGAUAGGCUGUCUUUGUGUUCGAACUCCUAUAAGUUUGACAACGUUGGGAUGAUUAUGUCACUUGAGGAUUUUGGCUUCUUGUAAAAAUUUUAAUUUCAGUUCCUGGAAAAGAUCUUCUUUACAUGUUUUAAUAGCAACAUGAAUUUUAUCCUUUAAUGUCCCCUUAAGUAUGUCAUUACAAUUUCCCUUGCCUAGUAAUUCUCCUAAUGUGAUGUCUUCAUGAUUGAGUACCCAUUUCUUAUUCUACUAAUUAUGGUCAUAUGGACACCAUGAUGUUCUUUAUUGGAACAUUACUUUUUUUUCAAUUGAAGAAAUUGAGAUAUUCACCAUUUUAAAGUGUACAAUUCAAUGGUUUUUAGUAUAUUCAUUAUAUUGUGCAAUCAUCACCACUGUCUAAUUUCAAAACAUUUCUCUCACCUCCAAAAGAAGCCCCAUGUUUGUUAGCAGUCACUCUUAAUUCUCCCUUUCCUCCAACCCCUGGAAACCACAAUGUACUUUCUACGGAUUUGCCUAUUUUGGACAUUUCAUAUGAAUGGAAUCAUGCAAUACUGUGGCCUUUUGUGUCCAGGUUCUUUCACUUAGCAUCAUGUUUUCAAGAUUCAUCCAUGUUGUAGCAUGUAUCAGUACUCCAUUCCUUUUUAUGGGUAAAUAAUAUUCCAUUGUGUGAAUGUGUAUCAUAUUUUGUUUAUCUAUUCAUCAGUUGAUGAACAGGAACAAUGACUUUAAGUAUUAAAUUGUAAGUUCAACAUCAGUGUAUCCACAAUUAUAAUUGAUAAUGUCAAGAUUAAUACAUGGUGUGAACAGAAUUCUGUGUAGAAAUGAUAUGUAAAUUAUUUGUCAGCAUUUCAUGCAAGUGUGAUUAUUUUCUAAGGCCCCUUCUAGCUCUCGUUUUAUGAAAUAUGUGAAUGUAGUAUUUUCAUCAAUAAAGUUUAAUGCGUUAAGCAUUAGUUUAAAAUUUGAGAACAAAUGUUAGGCAGAUAUGAAGUUAUUUGCCACAUGUUGUAAUGAUCAUGUUUUGAAUUUAUUUCAAUAUGCAGUAUUUGAAAAUGUCAAUACAUAAAGGAAAGGAAAUGAGUAUAAUUGAGUCAAUAUAUUUUUUAAGCAAUUUUUAUAAUUUAGCAGACGUUGCAUCUUAAUAUAAGUCAUUAUUAAAAUUGUGUCCUUGUGAAAAAUGUGAUGUUAUUUUCCUCUUUUUUGUUAAUUAUGUAAAAUAGGUUCCUUUUCUUUGGUAAAUGUAUUCUGUUCAUUUUUGAUAAGCUAUUACUUGCCCCAUGGAAUGUUUUACUUCUUGCUAUUUUUUCCCCUCCCCUAACCCCUACCACUCCUUUAUACACAAAUUGUUCAGUGUUGUAUUUUUUUAAAGAGUCAUACAUAGUAUGCCCAUCCAAAUGGUUUCUAAGAGUGGACAAUGAGAAAUACAUGAAUAUUUUCAUCCUUUUCUGGCAAUUCAAUUCAAGUCUUUGUUAUUGACGGAACUCACUAACUUUUCUUUCUUUAAACUUCUUUCCUUCCUUCUUUUUUCUUCCCUUCCUCCCCCUUUCCUUACCUUCCUUCCCCACCCUGCCCACUCUCCUCCUUUCUAUCCUUCCUUGCUUCCUCUCUUCUACUUCCUUCCCUCUUCCUUUGACUUCCCUCAUACCCUCUCUUCCUUCCUUCCUUUCUUAUCUAUCAAUAUAAUCACUUUGUUUCUUUCAGGUGAGAUUGGAAUGAAAUUGUUCAUCUGUGACCAGAAAUUUAUUUUCCUGAGUAGAUUGCCGAGAAUUAUGAAUGAAGAGGGCCCAUUUGCAUCUCCUUAAAUUAUUCAGUUAUCUGCUUUAUUGCUCCAUGUGGAAAACCUAAAAUUGUUGAGUUGUGCAUUACUGUAUUUUUAACUUGUUGCUUAAUUUCUACAUGUUUAUUUUCAGUAAUGGCUGAAAGUGUUGAUUGUUCCAUAUUUUUAGCACAAUGUGCUGCAUACACUUCCCAACAAGCAAAUAAGGUUACAUGUGUACAGAAUUUCACUUUUGGUUAACUAAAUAUUGCCUGAGUUUAGUCUCCCCCCUCCCCCAUUUUAAAUGCUUCCUUUUUACUGUUUGAAACUGAAAAUAAACAAUUAUUGAACCAUUUUGAAUUUA
Ictidomys tridecemlineatus (thirteen-lined ground squirrel) is the source of this 7441-nucleotide messenger RNA. RefSeq names its product THO complex subunit 2 (gene Thoc2). Gene Ontology annotation, molecular function: mRNA binding. Gene Ontology annotation, biological process: mRNA processing; mRNA export from nucleus. The record is from RefSeq and is a predicted model, not a curated record. NCBI's taxonomy places the organism in Eukaryota, Metazoa, Chordata, Mammalia, Rodentia, Sciuridae. Gene Ontology annotation, cellular component: THO complex part of transcription export complex.